Molecule: messenger RNA, 2406 nt
Organism: Rhodotorula graminis WP1
Lineage: Eukaryota; Fungi; Basidiomycota; Microbotryomycetes; Sporidiobolales; Sporidiobolaceae
Exons: 4
Coding region: 1-2406 (801 amino acids)
Source: RefSeq, a predicted model, not a curated record
AUGCUGCCCGCCGCCCCGCCGCCUCCCGAGGAGCGCGUGCGCCCACCGCCUCUUCCACCGAAGAACGUCCGCGGUCGCGAGCUGGGCCUGCUCGUCGCCGUCGUCGACCGCGCCAGGAACCUCGACUGCGGCUCUCGCGAUGCUGCCGAGCAGCCGCGACCACCACCGUUCGUCGAGCUGGCCCUCACGGGCUCGGUCGACCCCAAGACGCGCACGCGGGUCGAUGAGCGAGGACGAGGCGAGGGACCAGUGUGGGACGAGGAGUUCCGGUUCCGCUUGUUCGAGGUCGAUGGCUCGCCGCGCCAGCACCUCGUCGUCAAGGUCAAGCGGCGGGAGCGCGACGGAGCGGCCGACAUCGAGCUCGUCGGCGAGGCGCGCAUCAUGGUGGACGGAUCGUGGGACCACUUCGACCAAUGGGUCACGCUCAAGCGCGACGGCAAGUACCAGGGCGAGGUCUACCUCGAGCUCACGUUCUACAAGCCCGAGCAACCUCCACCGUCUGCCGAGGUCGCUCGUCCUCAACCAGCAGGCCAUCACUCGUCGCCAUCCGUCCUCGCCCGCGUACCCGCCCUCGCUCAGCAGCUCGGCCAGAUGGCCGUGCACGACCUGGCGCCGUCCACUCACGACGAGGCGCGCCGCCAUACCAGCCUCGAGGACCACGUGUCAUUGCCGCUUCCUGGCGAGCUCGACUCGUCGCCGCAACUACCGGCUUCGCUUCGCCCGGGUCGCCCGACCCGUCAAGCUCCGCCCCCGCCGUCGGCGCUCGAGCCGCCGGCGCAGCAGCACGGUCUCGCCUACUCGGCCGGUCGGCUGCCGAGCCCCGGUGCAGCUUCAGUCGUCGGCCUGUCCGGCCCUGCUCAACGCUCCGAGACGGCGCCGUGGCCGGCGACGCCGGCGCAGCAUGCGGCGUCGUACCCGCCUCCUCGCGUCGCUUCGACUGCGCCCGCCAUCGCCGUCUCGCAGCCGACGAUGCUCGCUGCGGCGACGUACCCGGUGCCGGCGCAGUACCACACGCCCGCUUUUACCGCGCCUCGCCUGUCGAGCACCCCGGCCGCCCAGUUCCCGAGCCCGCACCCCUCGACCUCGCCACAUCCUCCGCACCCGUCGCAGGCGGCUCCUCGCGUUCCGUCACACUCGCCGUCGCAGCUUUACUACGCGUCGCCCGAGCCGAGCCCGCCGUUUGCGGUGGCGCCCUCGUCGACGACCUUCUUCCCCUCGACCUCGCUCCCUCCUCGUUCCCCCUCACCGAGCCCAUCCCGACCUCCUGUACCUCCUCGGCCAUCGAGUGCGGCGAGCGUCGCCAGCCUGAGCCGGAUGCCGGGCGCUAUGCCCGCCAGUCCGCCCCUCGCGACGUCCACCUCGCCCGCGCCGUUCGACCUCGCGCUCACCACCUCGCCCGCACCUCCCCUUCCUCCUCUCGACCACCGACGCUCGUCCCUGUCGCCGCAUCCCGCCGCUCAUCCAGCAGAGCAGCGCCCGUCGAGCGCCGCCUCUCGCCCGCUCCCGCCCAACCCGUCGGGCGACAUCCGCCCCUCGCCGACGCCCUCCCUCGAGUCGAAGCACCGCGAGGCCUCGUCGUCUCGAGAGGCGUACGAGCCCCCGCCGCCGUCGUACGCGUCGGACGCGAGCGGGAGCAGCGUGACGCUCACGCCUCGGCGCGCCGCCGCAGCCGAGGCGCACAGCGACGCCGAGCGGCGAGAGGCCGAGCGGCGCGCGCGCAUCAUCGAGGAGCAGCGUGUGCGCAUGGACGAGGAGCGCCGGCGGGCCGAGGAGGCGCGGCGGCGCAGCGAGGCGGACGAGGCGCGGCGCCGGGCGGACGACGAGGCGCGGCGAGCGCGGCAGCGAGAAGAAGAAGAGUCGCGCCGGCGUUGCGAGCAGGAGGCUGCAGACCGCCGACGGCUCGAGACCGAGCGCCUGCGCCCCUCGCACGAGGAGGCGUCGCAGCGGGCGGCGCGCAUCGAGCGCGAGCGGCUCGCGCAGGUCGAGGCGGCUCAGCGGGUCCGCGCUGCUCGUCGGGCGCAGGAGGAAGAGGACGCACGCAUGGCGGCGCAGCUCGCCGACGAGGCCGAGCAGGCUGAGCGGCAGCGCGAGGCUGCGCGGCGCGCCGCCGACGAGGAGGCGGUCCGGCGGCUGCUCGACGAGGAGCGGGCGGCGGCGGCACUCGCGCAGCGGGAGCGGGAGCGGGAGGACGAAGAGUUUGCGCGGCGGUUCAGGGAGGAGGAGAGGAGGCGCGAGGCCGAGGAGCGCGGCGAGAGGGAGAGGGCCGAUGAGGCGCUCGCGAGGAGGCUGAGGGAGGAGGAAGACGCCGAGCGGCAACGGGCACUCGUGGAGGACGAGCGGAUCGCUCGCAGCUUGGCGGAGCAGCAGGGGGAGCGGCGAGCGAGGGCGGACCAGCCGAGGCCGUGA